CAAACGUUUUAGUAGUUUUGUUUCAUGUUUAUUUAAAAGUUUAUUUAAAAAGUGAGUUAUAAAUGCGACGUAGAUAAUAAAAGCCUUUUCAGUAUGUCAGAUCAAAAUGUUUUAUCUGCCCCAACGGUGCAGCAAAUUCAAAAAGACCGGAUAACACAGCUUGCUGAAAAAUACUGGGCUCCUCAUUCCGCUGAAAAACAUGUAGCAUUCGAUCCAAAUGUUAUUGAAGACAUUUAUAUGCAAGACAUUCGGGGGAGCAAUUUUGCAAUCAGAAGAAUAAUGGUCCUAGAAUUCAGUCAAUAUUUAGAAAAAUUCUUGUGGCCUAAUUACAAACCCGGUGCUUCAAUUGCCCAUAUCUUGUCCAUAGUUGUUAUGGUUAAUGAAAAGUUUAGGGAAAGAGUACAAGAAUGGGAUGCCUUUAAAAAGCAAAAGGAACAUUUCCCAAACUUUUUCCAGAGGGUUCUUGAGGCCUGUCUUGAAGAUGAGUUACUAGUGACUUUAAGAGAGCAAACGGCUCUACUUGUAUUCCUCAAUCAUUGCUUUAACAGUAUGGAGGAAUCAAUUUGUAGAGAUCAAGUUAAAAGACUAGUUUCCUUGUCUAUGUGGGCUUCCUUACAGCCAAACCGUAGAGAGCAUGAAUUUAAAGUAAAUCCAAGAUGGAAGAAAUAUUGGAGAGCUAUUCAGAGGAAAGACAAGAAUGAGGAAUUAGACAAGCUGACUUGGGAAAGAACAUUUUUACACAAAUUAAUGUUAAAGUUUUUGUUGGUUCUUGAGAGCAUUGGUACUCAAGGUAUUUGUCCUCCAGAUAAGGUGCAUUAUUGUGAAAGAUUUUUGGAAUUAAUAAUUGAUUUGGAAGCAUUGUUGCCAACAAGAAGAUUUUUCAAUACAGUUCUGGAUGAUUGUCAUGUUUUGGUGAGAUGCUGGCUAUCUGGGUUAAUUAAACGACCAGAAGGACAUCUGUUUAGACAGCUACUGGACAUGCUUAAAUUCUACACUAGAUUUGAAAUUAACGACGAAACUGGAGAUCCGUUGAACGACCAUCAAAUGACACAGUUACACUAUGAAAAAAUAACGUCAUUACAGAAAGCUGCAUUUGCAAAGUUUCCGGAACUCAGAGCUUUUUCUUUGGCCAACGUUGCUAGUGUUAAUACAAGAAAAUCGCUAGAAAAACAUUUUGGUCCCCUGAGUCGAGAUCAACUAAGAGCUAUUGCAACUUACUUGUGUCUGGUGCCGCCACCCGGAGAAGAAGAAAAUUUUAAAUGGUGCAGAUUAGAUGAAGAGUUUUUAAAGGAAUUAUUGGUAUCGCGUCAUGAAAAACGCAUCUCUCAGUUAGUUGCUCUGAACGAGAUGCCUCUUUAUCCUACAGAACAAAUUAUUUGGGAUGAAAACAUUGUACCAACAGCUUAUUUUUCUGGAGAAGGAUGUCUAGCUUUGCCAAAAUUGAAUUUGCAGUUUCUAACAUUACACGAUUACCUUUUGAGAAAUUUUAACUUAUUCAGAUUAGAGUCCACUUAUGAAAUCCGUCAAGAUAUAGAAGACGCUGUCAGUCGUCUCUGUCCAUGGAAAGCGGAAGAUGGAAGUGUUUAUUGGGGUGGAUGGGCUCGUAUGGCACAACCAAUUGAACAUUUCGCAGUGGUUGAGGUAGCUAAACCAAACAUUGGCGAAACCAGACCUAGUAGAGUAAGAGCCGACAUAACUGUUAAUUUAUCCGUUAAAUUGGAUGUUAAAACUGAGUGGGAAAAUUUAAGAAAACACGAUGUUUGUUUUCUUGUUACCGUAAAACCACAGAAUCCUAUAGGAACAUACAGAUACAAAGACACUUUUAUACCUCAAGUAGGUCUUGAGUAUGUACGGGGAUGUGAAAUUGAAGGUAUGCUGGAUAGCAAUGGAAGAGUUAUUGAAGACGGACCAGAUCCAAAACCAGUAUUGCCGGGGGAUCGGCGCACCUUCAGAGUAUGGCUAGAUUGCAAUCAGUACAGGGAAGAUAUGAGUGAAGUGAAUAAGGGCAAAGAUGACGUUUACGAAGGUUUUAAUAUUAUUAUUAGAAGAAAACCUAAAGAAAAUAAUUUCAAAGCUGUACUGGAGACUAUUAGAGAACUUAUGAAUACUGAAUGUGUGGUCCCAGAUUGGCUUCAUGACAUUAUUUUAGGCUAUGGAGAUCCUAGUGCAGCUCAUUACAAAAGAAUGCCUAAUCAAAUAUCAACACUUGAUUAUAACGACACAUUUAUCGACGCUGAUCAUUUACGAUCCUGUUUCCCGGACUACCAAAUUCAAUUUAAAACUGAUGAUCCAAAAAAAUUAGUCAGGCCCUUUAGAUUAACUUUUGAAAAUUUAGCAAAAGAAGAGAAAGAGAAACGUAAUAUUCUCAUUGUGGAGCCUCAUAAAAUUCCCAGAAGAGGACCAUUUCAAUUUAAUGAACCAAGGAAAAAUAUGAUACCUUUCACUCCAACUCAAAUAGAAGCUAUCCACUCCGGUAUGCAACCAGGUUUAACUCUAGUUGUGGGACCUCCAGGUACUGGUAAAACUGACGUUGCUGUCCAAAUUAUAUCAAAUCUCUAUCAUAAUUUUCCAAAUCAAAGAACUUUAAUUGUAACUCACUCCAACCAGGCUCUUAAUCAGCUUUUCGAUAAAAUCGUCAAUUUGGAUAUUGAUGAGAGACAUUUACUGCGUUUGGGUCAUGGCGAAGAAGCUUUGGAAACUGAAAAAGACUUUAGUAGAUACGGUAGAGUUAAUUAUGUGUUGGCUAAGCGUAUUGAUUUAUUAAGGGAAGUUGAUAAACUGCAACAGUCACUUGGAGUUGAAGGCGAUCAAGCUUAUACUUGCGAAACUGCAGGUUAUUUUUAUUUGUAUCAAAUUUUGUCAAGGUGGGAACAAUUUUUGAGCGUAGUAAAAGCAGAAAAUGUACCAACUGAAACCAUUUUCAAAGAAUUUCCAUUUCAUCGAUUUUUUGACAAUGCUCCUCAGCCAUUGUUUAAAGGAAAAUCUUAUGAAGAAGAUUUAGAAGUUGCUGAAAGCUGUUUUCGUUAUAUCGAACACAUUUUCAAUGAACUUGAAGAAUUUAGAGCUUUUGAAUUACUUAGAUCAGGUUUGGAUAGAUCUAAAUAUCUGUUGGUAAAAGAGGCAAAAAUUAUUGCUAUGACUUGCACCCAUGCUGCUUUGAAGCGCAAAGAAUUAGUUGAGAUAGGAUUCAAAUAUGAUAACAUUCUGAUGGAAGAAUCGGCGCAAAUUCUGGAAAUCGAAACUUUUAUACCAUUACUGCUUCAAAACCCGCAAGAUAACUAUAAUCGUCUGAAACGGUGGAUUAUGAUUGGGGAUCAUCAUCAGUUGCCUCCUGUUAUAAAGAAUAUGGCUUUUCAAAAAUAUUCAAAUAUGGAACAGAGUUUGUUCACAAGACUUGUUAGAUUGGGAAUACCCACUGUGGAUUUGGAUGGACAGGGUCGUGCUAGACCGAGCAUUUGCAAUCUCUACAAGUGGCGUUAUAAAAAUCUGGGAAAUUUGACUCACGUGGAAGAGUGGCCCGAGUACCAAAGAGCAAAUGCAGGUUUUGUGUACGACUUUCAGUUGAUCGAUGUGCAAGAUUUCAACGGUGUCGGAGAAUCCGAACCGAAUCCAUACUUCUACCAGAAUUUAGCUGAAGCCGAAUAUUGCGUAGCUGUGUUUAUGUUUAUGCGCCUUAUUGGUUAUCCAGCCAGUAAAAUAACAAUUUUAACGACUUACAAUGGACAAAAACAUUUAAUAAGAGACGUAAUUAAUGCUAGAUGUGCUAAUAACCCAUUGAUUGGAAGGCCACAUAAGGUUACUACAGUGGACAAAUACCAGGGUCAACAAAAUGACUAUAUUUUACUUUCAUUGGUGAAAACAGCAGCCGUUGGUCAUAUUAGAGAUGUCAGACGUUUGGUAGUGGCCAUGUCUCGUGCCAGACUUGGACUUUACAUAUUUGCCAGGGUUUCCUUGUUCCAAAAUUGUUAUGAACUUACUCCUGCAUUUGAACAGCUAACAAAAAGACCAACAAAAUUGCACCUACACUUGAACGAACUCUAUCCCACUGAAAGAUUCAACAACGCCGAACCAAAUCUGCAACCAAUGGUAGUGGAAGACAUGACUCACAUGGCCAAUUAUGUUUACCAGUUUUAUAUAGACCGAGUGAAAGCGAUGAAAAAACAAUUUGAGCGUUCCCAUGGAAAUCAAUGGGAAAAACCUGGACACAUUGAAGGAAAAUCUCAUGAAGGAAUAAUUACGACGCAUCCAGGUGAAGAUAGAGAUACAGAUAGUGAAGAUGAGGGUGACAAUAAAUCACAAAUACCUGUGCCAAUACAGGAUGAGCCUAUUGAGGAAAAUAUAGCAGAGCAACCUCCAAUUAGAGAGUCUGUUGUUGAACAAAAUACUGAAGAACAAGUUCAGGUCAUUGAAGAUGAUGAUGAAGAAAUGGAUGGUAAUAGAGAUGAGGUUAUGGAUACUGGAGAAGCGCGUAGCGAUGAAUAAGAUUUUAAUUUGGUAUAAUUAACUUCAAUUAUAGGCAUUUUCUGUAUUUUUUUAUUUAUAAUUAAUUAAAUAAAUACAAUAAGUUCAACUUUACAAAAUUGUUUUAGACUUUUUAAAAUAGGUUAUCAAGUUUGCAGUUCCACUUGGACUUAUCAAUUAUUCAGCUAUUUUGUUAUCUUUUUCACUUGGUGUUGUGAUUUCUGAUUCAAUUUUCAAAUCUGAUGCACCUGGCUUACUAUUAUCUUCACUGUCAGAGCCCGAAGAGAGAAAGUCUUCAUCACUAUCUACCCAAAGUUUUGGUUUCUUUUUUGGUAUUUUAUUUUUACUAUCUUCAAUUUUCCUCUUGGACGUACUACAAGAAGCUUCCAACCCUUGUAAUACUGCAUCCUCUACUUUUUCUGGCAACACUGACCUUUCUUUGUCAUACUCUUCAUCUUUGAACUCGUGCUUAGGUUGCUCUAAUAAUUUCUCCAAUUUUUUUUUUUUCUUCUCUUUAGCUUCUUUUUCUCUGUCAGCUUGUUGAGCGACCCAUUUCUUUAACCUUUGCUCUUCAUUAAUGUCCCUUAAUCUUCUACCACUCAAAUCUCUACAGGCUUCUCUAUUAGUAGUUUUCUCAAUCUGCGCCCCGAUAGCCCGUAACAUAGAACCAAAUCCCCCUUUUCCUCCCAAGAUCCUUGGAACAAUAUGGACUGUCUCAGACACAUGUCCAGUGGUAACCCUGCGUCCAUUUGAUAGCAGGUAGAAUUGUUUUGAUGAAAGACCCAAAUCUUGAUUUAUUGUAGACCCAAGUUCGUCAACAGUUAAAGGAUUAUUGUAUUUAUAAAUUAGAAUCUUUCCAAAAAAUACCUCCAUAAUGAUAGCUUACCACGUAUUUUCUUCUGUAUCUGUUCAAAUUAAAGAUAUAGUAUAACGUUGGAUUUUUUGUACUGUAUUUUCCAGUAUAAAACAAAAUAUUAGAAACCAGAUUCAAACUUUAAAAAACACAAAUGAUAAACUGAAAAAGUGGUAAUAAUUGGUAUUGGGAACUGACUGGGAAGAUCCCUGGUACAACACAACAAAAACA
Ceutorhynchus assimilis (cabbage seed weevil) is the source of this 5545-nucleotide messenger RNA. NCBI's taxonomy places the organism in Eukaryota, Metazoa, Arthropoda, Insecta, Coleoptera, Curculionidae. The record is from the annotation of a GenBank genome assembly.